UUGUUUCUGCCGGUUCGCCUGGUGAAGGCCGCGGCGAUGGUAACGUUGGCGGAGCGGAGAUUGCGGCUGGAUGCCGCCGGCUUCUGGGCCGCGCUCGACGUAUGGACCCGGAAGCCGCAAGUGGCGAACCGGCGGCUCAGCGGCUGCUGCCUGGUGGCCGAGAGGGAAACACGCUGCUCCGUCGCGGGGCUAUGGCCGCUUGUGGAGGAGCUGGUGCCUGGAUUAAGGGCCGAGCUGGACCGCGAAAUGAAUGAGAUUCUCCUGGCAAUGACGGGGGAGCGAGCUGGGGACAGACUGAAGGUGACACUAAGGACUGUGAUUCCCAAAACACAGGCGGAGAACUGUAGAGAAUUAGUCAUCCAAGAUUUUGAAAACAACACAGCAACAUUUAUACCAUUAGAACGGCAUAUUGCAGAAAGGUACACACUCAAGAAGAGCAAUAUUUACAGCUUUAAACUUCAACAAGUUAAAGGCGAUGAAUUAUUCUGGUUUAUUUCUGUUUCGACCAUGUGCCCUGAGAAGUGGAAAGCAGAUGGAAUUGUAUAUCCCAAACCAGCAUGGCUGUCAGAUGUAUUGCUCACAAAGAUUGUGAAAUGGUCAACAGAGAACGUGAAGAAUUAUUUUAAGAGUACACUUUCUCUCAUUUCUGUGGAAAAAUACAAUGAAUGUUACCACCGUCUUAAAGCAAAAUACAAAGAAAUGGUCAAGUGGCCAGGAUAUACUGCGGGGUUACCAGAGUGUAUGAAACAAAUUUGGCCUGAAGUAACGAAUCCUGAAAAAUUUGUGUAUGAGGAUGUCGCCAUUGCAACAUACUUACUGGUUCUUUGGGAAGCGGAGCGUUCAGAAAAAGGCCUGACUGACAAACAGUCCUUUGUAGAUUUGGGAUGUGGGAAUGGAUUACUGGUUCACAUCCUGAUCAAUGAAGGACACCCUGGUAGAGGCAUAGAUGUGAGGAAACGGAAAAUUUGGAAUAUGUAUGGUCCACAGACAUGUCUCAAGGAAUGCGCCAUCACACCAAGUGAUGAUUUCCUUUUUCCGGAUGUGGAUUGGAUAAUCGGCAACCAUUCAGAUGAAUUAACACCAUGGAUUCCUGUUGUUGCAGCAAGGUCAUCCUAUUCAUGCUGCUACUUUGUCCUGCCUUGUUGUUUCUUUGAUUUCUAUGGAAAGUACUGUCGAAAGCAGACUAAAAGCACACAAUACAGAGCAUACCUGGAUUUCAUUACAGAAGUGGGUUCUACUUGUGGUUUUAAAGUAGAAGAGGAUUGCCUUCGGAUUCCAUCUACAAAACGGGUUUGCUUGAUUGGUAACCAAAGGACAUAUUCCCCCUCUUGCGAAAAAAGGUUGGAUGAAGAACGAACUCAGUAUAUUAGGGAGAGAUAUUCUUAUACCCUGAGCACUGGAGAGAAUACAGGUUUUAGGAAGAUGAAGGACCCUGUUUCGCCUAAUCACAUUACAGAUUGUUCAGUUGUUGAAGAUGACGUGAUACAAGAUAUUUGUGGUGAUACAGAUUGUUCUGCAUCCAACAUGUGGGUGGCUGGAUUCCAACCCAGAGAGAAAGUAGAGAAAGUUAGAAAUUGUGCUUCUUUGCCUCGAGAUUUUGUUGAUAGUAUAGUGCUUCAGGUAGCUAAAGCACUUUUGAAAGUAAACCAGGACAACAAUGAACAUAACGGUGAAGGCGGUGCAAAAUGCUGGCGCAAGGGAGGAAGCCUGUGUCUUAAAAAUGUAGCAGAUCUUCUGGACAGUGAUACAUUACAAAAAUUAAAAAAAGAAUGUGGAGGCUUACAAACCCUGUUGAGAAACAAUUAUCAGGUGUUUGAAGUUGUCCAUGGAAACGUUCAGAUCCGUGACUGGUCAAAAGAAAAGCAAAGCAAACAAAAAGAAAAGCAAACAAAAAAUCUGUCACCAGAUGAGAAAAGAAAAUUACUUUCUGAAGCUUGUAAGACACGUCUCUGUUGGUUCUUUGUAAAUCAUCCUGAUGGGUGUCCUCGAACCGCGGAAAAGUGUCCAUUUGCACACGGAAUACAAGAACUGCGAUCUCGUGCUAAUAGCAGAAAAUAAAUUUAAUAUUAGGGUUGAACUGCUGGAUAUUUAGUUUGAUAGGAAAUGUUCAAGAAUGAAAUAUACACUUCUCUUCAUAAGAGCUGCCUACUCAAAUAACCGUGGACCAAAUGAUGCUUUUGUUAUGGCUAUAUCUGCCAUGAGUUAAACUUCCCCUCCUGUUUAGGUAUUUAGUGUCUUUGUUCUGGCAAGUUACUGAAUGUAUGUGCUGGGCUUGCACGGUGGCUCAGUGGUUAGCACUGCAGCCUCACAGCGCCAGAUCCCGGGUUUGAUUCCAGCCUGGGGCGACUGUUGGAGUUUACACAUUCUCCCUGUGUCUGUGUGGGUUUCCUCCAGGUGCUCCGUUUUCCUCCCACAGUCCAAAGAUAUACAGGCUAAGUCGAUCGGCCAUGCUAAAUUGCUUGUAGUGUUCAGGGGUGUGUGGGGAUGGGUCUGGGUGGGAUGCUUCAAGGGGCGAUCUGGACUUGUUGGGCCGCAGGGCCUGUUUCCACACUGUAGGUAAUCUAAUCUAAUGUAAUCUAUUAAUGAUAUGAGGCAAGCAGGAUCUAAAUGGACGGUAUCUUUCAACCAAUUCAAUUGAAAGAUUAUGAAACCAAAAGCACAAAAACUGAAACAGAAUUCUAAAUUUUCAAUGUUAAAUCAAGUACCUGAAAAGAAAUAGAGAAGAAUAAUUGGAUUACGGAAGAGAGAAAGAAAAGUUCAAGUCACCCAUAACUACCCUGCUGUGUUUGCACUUUUCAACAAUCUGCCGGCCUAUGAGUUCUUCAAUCUCCCUACUGCUAUUUGGGGGUCUGUAGAAAACCCCCAAUGAGGCGACUGCUCCCUGACUUCCACCCAUACUGACUCAGUCGACAAACCUUCCUCGGCAACCUCCAGUAGAUGUGUCCUCAUCAAAAGCUCUUUCAGCCACCGUUAUACUGUCCUUGACUAACAAAGGCACACCUCCCCCUCUUUUACCACUUUACCUGAACUUAAUGAAAGAUCUAAACCCUGGAACCUGCAACAUCCAUUCCUGACUCUGCUCUAUCCAUGUCUCCGAAAUGGCCACAACAUCGAACUCCCAGGUACCUAUCCAAGCUGCAAGCUCACCUACCUUAUUUCAGAUACUCCUUGCGUUAAAGUAGACACACUUCAACCCAACUUGCUUCCUCACUCUCUCCACGGGAGUCAGAAGAUUGGAGGGAGGCAAAUGUUGUUCCUCUUUUCAAGAAAGGGAAUAGGGAAAUCCCUGGAAAUUACAGACCAGUCAGUCUUAUGUCUGUGUGGUCAGCAAGGUUUUGGAAAGAAUUCUGUGAUAGGAUUUAUGACUAUUUGGAAAAGCAUAGCAUGAUUAAAGGGAGUCCGCAUGGCUUUGUGAGGGGCAGGUCAUGCCUCACAAAUCUUAUUGAGUUCUUUGAGGAAGUCACGAGACAGGUUGACGAGGGCCGAGCAGUGGAUGUGGUGUACAUGGAAUUCAGCAAGGCAUUUGAUAAGUUUCCCCAUGGCAGGCUCGCUCAUAACGUCAGGAGGUGUGGGAUACAGUGAUUUGGCUGUCUGGAUUCAGAAUUGGUUGGCUGACAGGAGGCAGAGUGGUUGUGGAUUGUAGGUAUUUUGCCUGAAGGUCAGUGCUGAGUGGUGUCCCGCAGGCCUCUGUUCUUGGGCCUCUGCUCUUUGUAGUUUUUAUAAAUGACUUGGAUGAGGAGGUUGAGGGGUGGGUUAGUAUGUUUGCUGAUGACACAAAGGUUGGAGGUGCCGUUGAUAGUAUCGAGGGCUAUUGCAGGCUUCAGCGAGACAUUGACAGUAUGCAGAGCUGGGCUGAGAAAUGGCAGAUGGAGUUCAACCUGGAUAAAUGCGAAAUGAUGCAUUUUUGGAAGGUCGAACUUAAAUGCUGAAUAUAGGAUUAAAGGCAGGAUUCUCAGUAGUGUGGAGGAACAGCAGGAUCUUGGUGUUCAAAUGCAUGGCUCCCUCAAAGUUGCCACCCAAGUGGAUAAGGUUGUUAAGAAAGCAUAUGGUGUUUUGGCUUUCAUUAACAGGGGGAUUGAGUUUAAGAGCCGCAAGGUUAUGCUGCAGCUCUACAAAACCCUGGUGAGACUACAGUUGGAAUAUUGUGUCCAGUUCUGGUCGCUCUAUUAUAGGAAAGAUGUGGAGGCUUUGGAGAGAAUGCAAAGGAGGUUUACCAGGAUGCUGCCUGGACUGGAGAGCUUGUCUUACGAAGAGUGGUUGACUGAGCUUGGACUUUUCUCUCUGGAGAGAAGGAGGAAGAGAGGUGACCUGAUUGAGGUGUACAAGGUAAUGAGAGGCAUGGAUAGAGUCGAUAGCCAGAGACUUUUCCCCAGGGCAGGAUUGACUGCCACAAGGGGUCAUAGUUUUAAGGUGUUAGGAGGAAGGUAUAGAGGAGAUGUCAGAGGGAGGUUCUUCACCCAGAGAGUUGUGAGCGCAUUGAAUAGUUUGCUAGUGGUAGUCGUGGAAGCGGAGUCAUUGGUGACAUUUAAGCAACUGCUGGACAUGCACAUGGACAGCAGUGAAUUGAGGGGAAUGUAGGUUAGGUUAUUUUUGGAUUAGGGUUAUUCCAUGGCACAACAUCGUGUGCUGAAGGGCCGGCACUGUGCUGUACUUUUCGAUGUUCUCUGAUGGAAUGCGGGUUGCGUUAGGUCCUCUGAGAAAGAGGGAUCUCUGGCCCCUCUCUGGGAGGGAGAGGGGUGUGUUCGGCCUCAUGGCAGCGCAAGGCUGUAGUUGGGUCUGGUGGUGAUAGACAGGUUGGUGUUACCAGUUCCUGGGGAUAGAGGGCAUUUUUUCAUGCCCAAGAAGUGGGUUUUGAAUUCAAUGCAGUAUAUUUUGUUGGCUUCACGGUGUUUGUGGCGAUUUUGGGUCUGGCAUGAAGAGAGAUUGGCAAGUGCCAAUGGGAGAGGGAGAUGUUGGGUCAGGGACAUGUAAUGGGUCAUGGGAGGUGUAAUUCAGGGUGCAUGAGGUAAGUUGAUCAGCUUGAUACUUGAAUACAAGCAAAAUUCUGUAGAUUCUGGAGAUUUGAAAUGGAACAAAAAGGCAAUGCUGGAGAAACUCAGCAGUUCUGACAACCACUAUGGAAGCAUUUGGUUCUGUGGCAGAGUCAUGGACCUCAGUGUUAACUCUGUUUCUUUCUCCAGGUGGUGCCAGACCUGUUGAGAGUUCCUCUAGCAUUUUCUGUUUCUAUUUAUAAUAAAAUGAGUUAGGCAAAGUUUUUAUUUGUUUAACCUUCCAUGGAUAACUAUCUACAAACUGCUUCAGAACCCCUUGAACUGUCUAAUUUUAAAUGGAUUCUGGAGGCUACCAAAUGUCAGGAAAUUUCCAAUUGGCAUUGCCAAUUUCCUAACCAGUUCCCUCAGUUUGCUGUGGUGUUGAUUCUGCAGGGUGAGAUUGUGCAACUCCCAUCUAUGCUGAAGAAAUGAUGAUUGGACCUCAACUCCAGCCCAUGAUAUCUACAGAAUCUUUUAAGGCUGGUUUGGUAUUGAGUUUCAACAUAUACCUCCUGAUUAUUAUUAGACGAGCCCUUCACUCCUGGGAUCAUUCUAUUGAAUUUCCUCUGGAUCCCCUCCAAUGCCAAUACAUCCAUCCUUCGACAUGAGGCCCAAAAUUGCUCUCAGUUUUCUAAAUGUGGUCUGACAAGGGCCUUAUACAGCCUCAGCAGUACAUCUCUGCUUUUAGAUUCUGACCCUGAUGAAUCAAAUCCUCACUCUGCAUUUGCUUUCCUAACUGUCAGCUGAACCUGCAUGUUUACCUUAAGACUAUUCUGAACAAGACUCCCAAGAUUCUUCGUGUUUAAGAUUUCUGAAGCCUUCCCCAUGUCGAAAAUAGUCUGUGACGCUACCUAUCAAACUGCACAAUCACAUCCUUUCCCAUUUGCAUUCUAUCUGCUACAUGUUUGUCCAUUCUCCUACCCUGUCCAAGUCCUUCUGCCUGCACAGGCUGUAAGUAGAGGUUGAAUAACCCUACAAAUUGAAAUACUGUGUCUAGUUAUAUCCUGUACAUCUACAUUCUUUAAAAAGGCAAUAAAAAUAAAGAAGUCUCAAUCGCCAUACUUCAAAUUCUGAAGGGAUUGGCUCUUUUUAUAAUUGAAUGUACUGGAUCCUUCACAAGGGCUGACUGAACUACUGGAAGCAUUAUAUUCUAGACUUCCAGAUUACUGGGGAGGUUGGACAUUUUCUCAACAGGGACAAAGCAUCUUUCAGUGUAUUGUGGGUUAUUGUUCACUGAAUGCGUACAAUGAAUUAGAUGAGAGUUUAUUACCUUGCCCUGAAUGUCUUUGUUUUCCAGUUUCCCAUGCAGCCUCCAUCCUGUGUUGUGUGCUGCAAUUUUUUUUCUAAAUGCUGCUUCCUACCCUUCCUCACUGCAGGCAAUGCACUAGCAUGCAAGUCUCAUCCAAUUAAAGAUUCUUCCCUGUUGAUAUGAAGAGGGCUAAGAGAAGGUUUUCGCUUUUUCAUUCUGUUUGAUUGAAAUGUUAUAGCUGUAAAUAAUUCUGAGCAAUGAGAAUGGGGUGUCCUGUCAGUGAGCUACACUAUUUCCUAUUGAUACCCAAGACUACCCUUUAAAAAUGUCACUUAGAAAAUCGAAGCUUCUCAAACGGUGCUUAUAGUCCUGAACAGCAAGCAAUCUGCAGAACAGACAAAAAAAUUGACACUCUUUUUAAACACGGCCAAAGUUAAUUUUUCCAUUCAACUUGAUAAAUUCUUUUCAACGACGGUUUUUAGAUUCAAGACCUUUUGAUUUAACUUGAUUUGCUGACUUGAAAAGAGAAGUAUUCUUAUCUUAAGCUGAUGGGGUCUACAAAGUUCCUGAUUAAAAUCAUUCCGCAAUGUAUUCCUCUUAAUUUAUUUAGCCCUUAAUUAAAAUUACCUGAUAAUUCAAAUCUCAACAAUAACUCCUAGUUUGUCGUAUUGCUUCAUUCAUGUAAUUAGAUUAAUUCAGAUUUGAGUGCAAGAUCUUGAAGUAUCAAGCCUUGAUUAAAUGGAACAGCAGAUUUUAUGCGAUUAACGUACUCCCAAUAUCCGGAGAUUUUUCUUUUAGUUUUAUUGAUAUUGACUAACUGUUCUUCUUUGUGAGGUUCUUUUCCCUCAAUGUCCUCCGCAAACUCAUUGGUAUUUUACCAAAUAUAAUAUGUAUCAUGGACCAAUGCAAUUGGAUAACAUCUUGGAAAAUAAUGUUUUUUCUAAUUUCCAUUACAAAUAUAUUUCUUGAUUAUAUUCAAAUAACUGGUCUAGUUUUAAUAAUAGAACUGCAGGUAGUUUUAUGAUAAAACUAAACACUAUUGAGUGUCACUGAAACAAUCACCCAAUUUUCAAUAACUGAAAAUGACUCUGAAACAUGAUACUGAACCAUUUGUUGGUUACAUUGAUGUAGAAUACUAAGUUUCUCAGCAAAUUAAAAAAAUAUGUUUGGAUGAAUAGCUUUUGUGUUUUACGAAGCUUAAUUUCAAAUGUCUUUUUAGAAGUCAUCACACAGGUUCACUUUCUAACAUUUCCAGCAUUCAAACAGUUGGUUCAAGGUUAAAUUGCUGUGGCCACAACAAUGGUAGCAGCUGGCUCUUGGCUCAUUAUGUUAAGGGCAGCGCAUUGUUUCCACUUGGCAGGGGCCAUGAAAGUUCAAGCCAAUUCCGAAGCAAUUAUUCUUUUGUUUUCAAUGAAAGCUUUUCUGAAGAAGGGUCACUGUUAAUUCCGCCUUCUCACCAGCAAAGUUGUCGGGCCUGCUGAGUUUUUUCACUUUGUUUAAUUUAGAAAUACAUAUAUUACUUUGCACAGUUUGAAAAGUGUAUUC
Molecule: messenger RNA, 7824 nt
Organism: Stegostoma tigrinum
Lineage: Eukaryota; Metazoa; Chordata; Chondrichthyes; Orectolobiformes; Stegostomatidae
Gene: trmt44
Product: tRNA methyltransferase 44 homolog
Exons: 12
Coding region: 37-2058 (673 amino acids)
Biological process (GO): tRNA methylation
Molecular function (GO): metal ion binding; tRNA (uridine) methyltransferase activity
Source: RefSeq, a predicted model, not a curated record